Messenger RNA from Lingula anatina, 868 nucleotides. RefSeq names its product zinc metalloproteinase nas-13. Lineage: Eukaryota; Metazoa; Brachiopoda; Lingulata; Lingulida; Lingulidae. Gene Ontology annotation, biological process: proteolysis. The record is from RefSeq and is a predicted model, not a curated record. Gene Ontology annotation, molecular function: zinc ion binding; metalloendopeptidase activity.
GACAGGGUCACGGUGUACACGGCAAGGAAAAUGGCGCGGGUGACUUUGGCCAUAUCUUCCCUGAGAUGGCUUAUGUUGAUCGCGCUGUUGCUAGAUUCAGACCUGUCUCAUCGCACGGUGGCCAAGGGUUUCCUGCUAAGCGAAGGUCCAGACCCAAAAGACCCCGAAGAAGCAGGGAAAUUUGAGGGUGACAUUGACAUCAGUAGUGACGGUCUGAAGCGUAACGUAAUUUUGUCUGCAAGUAAAUGGAAGAAUGGAACUGUGUUUUAUGAGAUUGACCAGAAAUAUGUGUCAUGGCAGAGUAAGGCUAUCACUAGUGCAUUGCGCGAGUUUGAGCGUCUCGUGAAUAAAAAGGGUCCCUGUAUUCAUUUUCUUCCCAGAUUCCAAGAGAAGGAUUACGUUUUUAUCAGUCCUGUGAAACCAAGCUGUUAUUCUAAGCUGGGCCGUGACGGUGGUAAACAAGUUACAUCCCUAGGGAUUCCAUGCCUGUAUCUUCCAGGGAAAGUCAUGCAUGAGAUGAUGCACGUGCUGGGGUUCCUACACGAACAGAGCCGUACUGACAGAGAUGGCAUGGUAAAGAUUGCCUGGGAAAAUAUCGAGGACGGGCACGCAAUGAAUUUUGACAAAUACAACCCCCAGACAGCAGACGGACUGAACCUUCCAUAUGACUUCGGCAGCGUGAUGCAUUACAGCGAGAAAGCGUUUUCAAAGAAUGGCCGCGACACUAUCAUCCCUCGUGUUAAAGGUGUGAUGAUCGGACAAAGAAUCACACUGAGCGAGCUUGAUGUUAAGAAAGUGCGACAUUACUACAACUGUGAUAAAAGUCAUGACCUUCAGCUGAAAUAAAUUCAGCUUAUCCUUUUCUGAA